Aedes albopictus (Asian tiger mosquito) is the source of this 3228-nucleotide messenger RNA. Its product is annotated as serine/threonine-protein kinase pakG-like. The transcript is spliced from 2 exons. Lineage: Eukaryota; Metazoa; Arthropoda; Insecta; Diptera; Culicidae. The record is from RefSeq and is a predicted model, not a curated record. Bases 848 to 3148 code for a protein of 766 amino acids.
CCCGUCUUCAACCAAAACAGACACCAUGACUCAGUCGUGAUCGUUGACCAUGGUGUUAUUUCCCAUGGCGGGGGUUGUUCACAAACUAUGAUCAGUGUUGGUUAAGGGGAGAACGUUGUUGAAAUGAGGACAUCAUACCCGGAAAGUGAGACAAAUUGGGGAGAGUGCUUGACAUCGUCAACGAAUUGUCCCACAGUCCAUCGAAUCACGAGCCGAAGUAUUGCAAUGAACUUGAAAUCGUUUAGCGAGAACAACUUCGAAGAAGUCACGCACCAACUGAAGCGAUAGCAGCAGCGGCGAUGCUUGAUGAAGCAACGAACGCACGGUCACCGAAAAAAAAAAUCGAGAACCUGUUUCUUCCGUUUGUGAUGAUACUAUGCAUAGGCAAAUGGGGCCGACGACGAUGCGAGCACGGGUCAAGACGGAACAGGUGUGCCAGACACGGCCGGGGAAUCAAAAGUCGUUCGGAAAUCUGUGCAAAAUACAAGUUGUUCUCGAUUGUUGUCGUCUGCGUUGUGAUAUGCGUUUCUUCCCAUCCUUUUCGGUUGGUUGUUCCGAGUGUGGUGGUUGAUCGUUGGAAACCAGUUGCUGACUCGGAUGGGCUGUCCGAUGAACAGUUAGUGAGAAGUAAACGCCCGAACGAGAGAUAGAGACACAGAUUCAGCCGAAGACGUCCACUAACAGUGCCCGUUCGAUAUCAACCACUUCAUCGGCCGGGCGAGAUCGCGCCGAUCAGUUUCUGUCGUAACAUUCUUGAAGUGACUCGAGUUUUUGUUGAGCCUCUAUCUGAAGAUUUGCUCGGUUAUGGUGAUUUAAGGCGAUCUGUUUGUGCUAGAAAACCGUGAAGAUGCUGCGGAAGCGAAUAUUAAUUAGUAUUGCACUGGUUGUUGGAAUAUGUGACUUUGUUGCUGCGGGCCGUGGAGAAAAUAGACGAGGAUAUAAUGAUGCUGAUGAUAAUGAUUAUAAUACAGGGGGAUUUAUACAAAAUUCGAGAUACGAACGUGGCCGAGGAGUUCAAGGCCAACAAAUUCCCAUUGGAGGGCUACUUGGUGUGAACCUAUUUGAAAAAGUUGCAAUGGAUACGGCAAAUGUUUUCAAUAGUGUCAAUAAACAAAUUGGGGCCACAUUCAAUCAGUUGGCUCAACCGUAUGGUGCAGGACAACCAUUUUUCAGUGUUGGAUUUGGUGUUAACAAUGGAUAUCCAGGUUAUAUGCAAGGUCUUUAUGGGCAACCACAAGUCCCUGGACGCCCAGGCCAGCCAUACGGAUAUCCACCACCGCCACAUGGGCCGCCUCCACCUCACGGACCACCCCCGCCUCACAGACCACCUCCACCGCAUGGACCACCUCCACCAUAUGGACGUCCACCAUCGCAUGGAGGUUACCAACCAAGCGGUCAUGACCACCACCAUGAACACGGACAUGAACAUCACAAUCAUGGUAACCAUGGUCACAAUCAAGGUCCAGGAUACGCCAAUGGAUAUGAUCAUGGUCAUUAUCCAGGAAAUAAUUAUGGCCAUGGUGGAAACAACGGUCAAGGCCAAGGUUCGAACAACGGAAAUGGUCGGCCACAACCAGAUCGUCCAUCACCAUUGCCUCCAAAAACCCCGAUAAAUCCUACGCAAGUGCCACCAAUAUCUCCGAAUAUCAACAAUGGAGGUUCAACUUCUACGUUCCCACCUGUCCCUCCUCCUCCACCGCCUCCUGCUCCAGCUCCACCAACAGUUCCAAUUCAACCACCACCGGCAGUACCUGCUCCACCGCCGCCAACUCCAGCUCCAAUUUCUUCUACUACUACGGAAGAAAUUGAGGACGUUACUUAUGACAUUGAUAUUAGAGGCGAAUUUGAAGCUAACCAAACUCGCAGAAGACGUCAAUUAUUUCCGAAUCUAUUCAACUCCAUAGGAAACAUCGUACAAACCGGAGUCAACCUUGCAAACCCUGUUCUUGGAUUCGGACAAAGACCCAACGCUGCCCAACCCUACAAUCUCCAACCACAGCCAACUCGGCCAGUCCAGUUCAACGGUUUUCAGCCACAGCCUGUUACCCAAUCAUCGUUCCAGCCAGCUCCGUCAACUGCUAGUCCAAACUUCCAACGGACGACCAACGCUCCUCAAACACCUCCUCCGGCUCCGUCAACGAUUGCACCAUCCACUCAAGCGCCCUUGCCAGCACCUGAAACCCCCAGUGCAGAACCCGGUCUCCCAGAACUCAACCUUCAAAACCUUGGAGGAAGUGAUUUCACCUGGACUGCAGAAAAUAUCGGAACUCAUCGUAACCGACGAGACACAGACUCAAUUUUCUUCCCCGAUGACGAUAUUUUUGAUCGUCCUCUUCCGAUUCGUCCUCCCGCUCUUGUCAUCAACCCCGUCGUCAAGCAACCCUUCACCGAGUCCCAAGCCGGUAGCCAAGCCCAGUCACAGAAUAACUUCGGGGGAUUCGACCAGACUAGCGGAUCCCAAUCGCAAUCACAAUCCGUUCAAAACGAACUAGGCCAGUUCAACCAAAACGCUGCCGGAAGUACUUCUGGAAACAUCGCCACCGAUGGAUCUUCCGGUCAACUGAGCGCUGCCAACACAAUGCAACAGAGCUUCCAGACGGCUGAUUCUUCCGGAAGCAACAACGCCGCCCAGAGUCAGUCAGCAAACUUCGACAAGAACGGUAACCUAGCGUUAACCUCAUCCAACGCCAACACCAACUCGAUUCGAGAGAAAGACCGUUUCAAGGAACAAUCCAACGCAGGAUCGUCGUCCACCCUGCAGAACCAAUUCGGAACAUCGUCGAACAAUGCCCAAAGCAACUCGGAAACAUUCCACGAAAACGGGCUUCAAGGUAACAAAAACUCCGCCUCCAGUCAGUCACUGCAGACCAACAAGGACGGUUCCGUGUCCGGGUCGAACUCGAACACGAUGAGCAACACGUUCACCGGCCCGAACGGGCAGCAGGGAAGUUCUUCGUCGAGCCAGUCGUCCAGUUUCAAUCAGGGAUCCCCCAGCAAGGGCGAAAAGGGCGGUUCGUCAUCUAGUGCGUCGUCUUCGGCUUCGUCUAGCUCUGGCAACGGGGGUUCGUUUAGCAUAAGUGGAUCGUUUUCGGGUAUUCCCCCGUUUCAGGGAUUUCCCAACUUUUUCAACCAGUUGAAGGGGAAGUGAAAUUGGAAGCGACGAGAUGAGGUGAGAAGUGAUCAUUAGAUAAGAGAAAUAAAUUAUAAUAAAUAGUAGAUAAUGUGGAA